This is a messenger RNA of Daldinia loculata, 572 nucleotides long. RefSeq lists its product as uncharacterized. The annotation marks the transcript as partial. The record is from RefSeq and is a predicted model, not a curated record. NCBI's taxonomy places the organism in Eukaryota, Fungi, Ascomycota, Sordariomycetes, Xylariales, Hypoxylaceae. The transcript is spliced from 3 exons.
CGAUGAUGCUACCUAGCUUUGUAUUAGGAUUAUUCCUGAUAUUCGCGGUACAGUGCCGCUAUCUUGUCCGGAGAGACUGCACGUUCUCUGUCGCCGUAUCUGCUGGUGAUACUUGCUCGUCUCUCGCUAGCUACUGGGGAAUCACCUUGGCCCAGUUUCAAAGUUACAACCCAGGUGUUGACUGCGCCAAGGAUCUCACAGUCGAUACUAACUACUGCAUUGAGUGGGAUGACGGUCGACCGCCACCUACUAGCACCACCACGACGUCCAGUACUACCACUUCAACAGCUUCAACAACACCCUCUGGGCCAUCCCCUACCCAGACUGGCAUUGCCUCCAACUGUAACGCAUACUACAAGGCUGUCUCAGGCGAUACUUGCCAAAAGAUCGUCGAAUAUUUCGGCAAUUUUACUCUUACGGAUUUCUACAACUGGAACCCGGCUGUUGGUUUAGACUGCUCCCAACUUUUUCUUGGAUUUUAUUAUUGCGUGGGAACAAUCUCGAGUGGAAGCGUGACCACUAUUACGACUGCCACUAGUUCCACUACUACAGGUCCACCUCAACCUGUGUAA